This is a messenger RNA of Patiria miniata (bat star), 1823 nucleotides long. RefSeq names its product alkaline serine exoprotease A-like. The coding region runs from base 93 to 1328 and encodes 411 amino acids. The record is from RefSeq and is a predicted model, not a curated record. NCBI's taxonomy places the organism in Eukaryota, Metazoa, Echinodermata, Asteroidea, Valvatida, Asterinidae. Gene Ontology annotation, biological process: proteolysis. Gene Ontology annotation, molecular function: serine-type endopeptidase activity. The transcript has 9 exons.
UACACUUGUCAGUGCCAAACCAGACGACUGCGGACACACGCGGAACAUACGUCGAUUUCGGAAGACUUUCGCAACAGAAGUCGUCGACAAACAUGAAGGUUGCACUCGUCUUGCUGUUGGCUGUAGGCGCCGUGUGCGCGCACGCGGCUACCUUGAUUGAUGAAGAUGGAGUUUUUGAUUUCAAAGACCAGUACAUCGUCAAAGUCAGGUCCAGCAUACUCAUGAGUAAUUUUUAUCAGCGACUCAAGGAAAUCAGCGAGGAAUUGAAGACGCAGAGCGGGGGUUUAUACGGCAAGUAUGUCAUCGUGUCCAACCUGCUGGCUACCCCGAGCAUGAUCAUCAUGAAGAUGGACAAGCAGAUGCUGAAAAUGGUACUAGCUUGUCCGUUUGUGGCCUACGUAGAGCAGGACGUCUACAAUGACUUCGACCAUAUCGAAAUGUCUGCGGAACGCGGUAUGCCAUCCACGACCUGGGCACUGGACCGCAUCAACCAAGUCACGGCUGAACUCGAUAAAGAUCUAUCAUUUCCCGGUGACGGGGCAGGGGUCAACAUUUAUGUCAUCGACAGCGGUAUCAACCCCGACCACGUAGACUUUGAAGGACGAGCGGUCAAAGUCCACGAUAUUUUCAACCAGACGGGGAGUGACUGUUGCAAACACGGCACAGCUGUGGCUGGAGCAGCCGCCAGUAAAACCUGGGGAGUCGCCAAGAAGGCUAACAUCCUCUCCGUGCGGACGCUGGAUUGCAGAUGCGGGGCUGGAACGAGCCACAUGGCGGCAGCUAUUGACUGGGUGGCUGAGCAUGCGGUACCCCCAUGUGUUGCCACAAUGUCCUUCUCAAGGAAAACCUCGUCUCCGACCAUAUGUGAGGCCGUUCAACGCCUGGCAGAGGCCGGCUGCGUUCCUGUGGCCGCCGCCACUAAUUUGAAAGGAUCACAAACCGACGUUGACGCUUGCACCCGCUCUCCGGCCAAGUCACCUUAUGCCAUUACAGCCGCAUCAACAUCAUGGGUGGAAGACAAAAAGUCGGCCUUCUCCCGUUCGGGCGACUGCGUGGACAUCUUUGCGCCGGGCGAGUUUGUCCGGACCACGGCAGCUAAUGGCGAUUACGAGUGGCGAUCCGGGACCUCCAUGUCCGUUCCCUUGGUGGCAGGAAUUGCGGCGAUCCAUCUGGGCAACGGCGUGCCGGCCGACCAAGUGCGCCAUCGCAUCCUGAGUGACGCGCUGGCCUGUAUGGUCGCGGACGUGGGACCAGGCUCGCCCAAUCGAUUCUUACACAUUGACCCGGCACCGCCGGCAACCGUUGACCCGGAACCGGCAUCCGUUUAACCGUAAAACCGAAGCAGACCUAUCCCAAAGGGCGCCAUCUGCGGUUUCAAUCAACCUUCGAGUUUACCUACCGCCAUAUUUUAAAGAAACAUUGCGACUUUAACUUGCCAAUAACGAUACCCGGGAAUCUGUUUGAAAUCGAUCUGCUGUCUUUUACUAUUUCCAAAAAUUGUUUUAAUGUUAUUCAUCAUAAAAAGUGGAACUCAAUAUUAACAGCAAAUUGCGCCCAUUCUUUAGUUGUGACCGAUCCUAUAUACAUGUUGUAUGUACCUAUCGUGUUCUAGAUUAAUGCAGCCUGACACUAUAAUAGCGCCCUCUACCAGCUUCAAUAAAAGAAAUACAAUAGCCUACAGAUUGAAUUUUACAGUAAAGUCAUUUAAACCAUUAGGAUUUUGAUGUUUGUUUUUGAAGAGCACCUCAGAAACAGCAAAUGUUAAACUAAUGUAUGUCGAAUGAAGCGGAGAUAAUAAAAUAUGUAAGCCAUGACCACUUCAA